AUGAACAGCUCGGGGGCAGCAGCGGCGUGGCGGCCGCCGUUCACGGCGUCGCAGUGGCAGGAGCUGGAGCACCAGGCGCUCAUCUUCAAGUACCUCAUGGCCGGAAUCCCCGUGCCCCCCGAUCUCCUGCUCCCCAUCCGCAAGGGCUUCGACUCCAUGGCCUCCCGCUUCUUCCAUCACCCCUCCAGUAAGCAGCUCCAGCUCCAAACCCUUCCUCAGUCUCUAUCGUCGUCUUCCUCGCGGAAUCUAACCAGAAUGGGGGCACUUCCUCUCUUCCUGGUCGCUGGCUACGUCUCAGGAAGUAGGGUUCCGUCGAUUGCUUUCCAUGGAUGUGGCCGCUUCGUUUCUUACAGUGCCCUAGUUUCCUCUGCAGCUCCUCUUUAAUCGUCGAUUCUCGCAGUUUCUUCAGAGAUUCAUGCCGAUUUCUCCCCCGAUUACAUGAAAUCUCAACUCCUGUUUUCGAAAUCUGCCUCGCCGCACCGAAGCUCUGGCAUUAGAUCGGAUUUGAAAACAACUCCUGUGGAUUGAUUGAUCUGAGAUCGCGAAACAAAAAUGUCUGCCGCAGUGGGAUACUGCUCCUACGGGAAGAAGCUGGAUCCCGAGCCGGGGAGGUGCCGGAGGACCGACGGCAAGAAGUGGCGGUGCUCCAAAGAUGCCUACCCCGAUUCCAAGUACUGCGAGCGGCACAUGCACCGUGGCCGGAACCGUUCAAGAAAGCCUGUGGAAGCACAAACCCUAGCUCAGUCUCCGUCGUCCUCCUCUUCUCCAUCGUCCACUGUGACCUCCCUCGCCCCCUCGGGGAGUCUGGCCAGCGGCGGCAGUAGCGGUGGAGGCUUCCGCUCCUGCCUCCCCCUGCACUCCAUCGCCGCCGGCGCCGCCGCCAGUGGUGGUGGCAACGCUGCUGCUGCUGUUGCUCCGGUGUCCUUCGCCGGGCCCAGCCUGAACCAACUCCAGAUGGACCUCGGCUGCCAUGGAAUCGGCAUCGGCGACCACAGGUCCGUUCUUCCUCCUCCCCUCGCCACCGAAUUGACCCGGAUAGUUGGCGAGAUCUUUGGUUCAUCUAGUUGGUGAAUCUGAAACUUUUUCUGUGACGAUCGAUGGAUGGAUCGAUCGGGCAUGGAAGAUUUUUUUUGGGUUCGAAGUCGUCUCCGAUCCGGUAAAGCUGGAGAUUUCAUUCUCGAUGACCAUGCAUAUGCAAGAUUUAUGGUUCAAAUUCAUCCUAUCCCUGUUGAAUCUAAAGAUUUCAGACGAUGAUCUUGCGGGUCUGCAAGAUCAUUCCUCGCGGUGAUGAAGUCAGGCGGGGUGUGCAGCUGAAAGUCGCCGCAUUUCUUCCUCGGAUCUUCAUUUUCCUCUCAACAGUUGACUUCCCUCCAUUCUCCCUGAUAUUAAUAUUCUCCAUCCUCCUGAUUUUGUUCGGAAAUCUAGGCGCCAUUUUUAUCUUAAUUAUGCUGUCAUUUCUGCUAACACUCCCCCCCAUCCUCAGUAACUCUCUCUCUCUCUCUCUUUCUCUCUCUCUUUCUCUAUCCUCAAGCUGGUUAUUAUAUUAUCUUGUUGUCUGAAAAUCAGGUACGGGAGAGGGGGGAGAUCCGACGUGGACGAGCGGAGCCUCCUGUCGGAGGCCUCCGGAAGCGCGAAGGGCCUCGGCGUUGACUCCGACCUGGACGCCUCCUGGCAUGCGUUGACCUACAAUCAGGGCUCCUCCUACCCGCCCUCGAAGCAGCCCAGGAACUCCGCCCCGCCGGCGCCGCCACUGCAGGAACUCGGACACGGAACCUUCCGACCUGUGCCCCCGCCGCCGGCGCAGUCGUGGGGCUGCUUUGACUACGUGGAGCCCGUGAAGCAGGACAACCAGAACUUCCGGGCUUUCUUCGACGAAUGGCCCAAGGCGAGGGACACGUGGACAGAUCUGGAGGACGAUAGGGGCCGCGCCUUCCCGGCGACUCAGCUCUCAAUCUCCAUUCCUAUGGCCUCCUCCGACUUCUCCACCGCCAGCUCCCGCUCCCCCAACGGUCCGCUUCCCCACCACCCAGCGCUGACACGUCCGCCGCCAUCUUUGGUUUUGGCCGGAGAUCUGAUUGA
Messenger RNA from Spirodela intermedia, 2079 nucleotides. Lineage: Eukaryota; Viridiplantae; Streptophyta; Magnoliopsida; Alismatales; Araceae. The record is from the annotation of a GenBank genome assembly.